This is a messenger RNA of Trichomycterus rosablanca, 748 nucleotides long. Its product is annotated as E-selectin-like. The transcript has 2 exons. The coding region runs from base 174 to 536 and encodes 120 amino acids. The record is from RefSeq and is a predicted model, not a curated record. NCBI's taxonomy places the organism in Eukaryota, Metazoa, Chordata, Actinopteri, Siluriformes, Trichomycteridae.
GAAGCUGGAUCGGCCUCAGCAAGAACCGGGGUGAGACUGAAUACACUAAGUGGUGUAAUGGAACCCCGCUGAGUUUCAGAAUCUGGGACUCAGGGCAGGCAUUCGACAUAAACAAUCAACACUGUAUUACUACAGAGAAUAAUAAAUGGUGUGAUUACUACUGUGACAGGCCAAUGCCCUUCUUCUGCUACAGUGAGGUGAUUGUGAUUGAGGAGAAGAAGACCUGGGACGAGGCGCAGAAGCACUGCAGAACUUACUACACUGAUCUGUUCAGUGUAACCACACAGACCGAUCUGCUUGUGGUUAAUGACAUAAGACUGAACAUUACGAGCAGUUUCUGGACUGGUCUGCGCUUUCUUGCUGGUUCAUGGUUUUGGGUGAACGAGGAGGAAUUUGUGGGGAGCCAGGUUUCCUUGCCCUCAUGUCCUAAUCGGCCUUUUUUUUGUGGAGCCCGAAAAGCUGGAGCCAAUACCUGUGAGAACAGAGACUGCAGGGAGAAAAUGUACUUCGCCUGUUACCGCCAAGGAAGUGAAUAAAAGAUGCUGCAAUCAGGCCUGUGUGAGCAUGGAGAAGAAAAGACAUGAACAAAGAUGCAUGUUGAUCUUUAUAAUUUUAAACGAAUUAAUUAGAAUUGUUUGUUAUGAAUAAAGUUUCUUUCUGUACUAGAAUCAUUUCUGAUCAAAGCAGUUUAAAAUUUAAUCGAUAUUUGCUUUAUUUAUUUAUUUAUUGACUGUAGUUUUGAGUAAUA